Messenger RNA from Drosophila sulfurigaster albostrigata, 2729 nucleotides. RefSeq names its product calmodulin-lysine N-methyltransferase. The coding region runs from base 620 to 2020 and encodes 466 amino acids. Gene Ontology annotation, cellular component: cytoplasm. Gene Ontology annotation, molecular function: calmodulin-lysine N-methyltransferase activity. The transcript is spliced from 2 exons. NCBI's taxonomy places the organism in Eukaryota, Metazoa, Arthropoda, Insecta, Diptera, Drosophilidae. The record is from RefSeq and is a predicted model, not a curated record.
GGCUAAAAAGCGAAGCGCAGCAAAGUGUCCACAUAAAAACACUUUUGCAAUUGUUUUGUGUUACAAAUUUUUGUCGGUUCAUAGUGGCUUCGUCUCGCCCCCGACUCCGCCUCGUGCGUGUGUGUGUGUGAGUGUGUGUGAAAACGAAAAUUAUCAACUUAAUAAAUAUUUUCAAAAAUGCAUAUGCAAACAACAAGCAACUUGCCACUUGGGCGUAUUUUUAAACAGUUUUUCUAAUUAAAAUCAAAUUGCAACAUAUAUUUUUGUAAAAAAGCAAAAGCAAAAGCAAGAAGAAGGUGAAAUAGCAAAACAGCCGCAAAAAUAUAUCAAAAUAAAAAUAUUGUGCUUAUAAUUGCACAGAUUAAAUACUCAUAAAUAGGCUGAGGCCAACAACAAAUUAACCAAAACAUAUCGCUCAGCUCUUCAACGAGAAUCUAUCUACAAAUUCGUCGAGUUCAAUUGCCUCAACACAAAACAAAAAGAAAAAAUAACCCAAUAAAAUAGAGAAACGGAAUGAGCACGAGCAGCUGAGAAGAAAAGAGCAUAGGAGCAUAACCGAGCCGACAUCCAACAACGACAACAGAAACUAAAAAAAAAACAACUACUCAACCUGAGAAAAAUGUCAGCAAACUUAGUACAAAAGAAAUCAAACAGAAAUAGAAACAGAAAAACAAAACUGAACAGCAACUACGAGAAGCAGGAAAAGGAGGCGGAGGAGGAGCAACAGCAACUGCAACAGCAGCAGACGGAAACGAAGCUAACAAAAACGAGUCCAACACAUAUUGCGACCAUAUCGCUGAUGCUGCAAUACGAUAUCGAUAAUACGCUGAAUGCGCUCAAGGAGCACACGCAUUCAAAGACGCGGCAACGCAAUGCGCUAAUGGAUCUGGCAACAAACAACCACAGCAACAGCAACAACAGCAACAGCCACAAUAACAAUUGUAAUCACAACAAAGACGAGGAUAAUAAUCUCGAGGAGAUGCCAUCACAAACUCCAAUCUCAGCGGGCAGCCCCAGUGUCGAGGAGGAACUCGAAAUGGAGGACAUUGUCACGGGCAAAAGCUGCGUGGGAAUCAGCAAUGGGUUUAUGCCGCCCACGCCGCCAGCCACGCCCAAUUUGCAGAACACGGCGCAAAAACGUUGGCGCAUACUGGCGAAAGUGCUGCGCAAAGAUUCCGAGGAAACGGUGAGCUCCUCCAGCGAUGAAUUUAGCGAGGAACAAACGGCAUCGGUGCGACGCUUCAAGAGUUUUGAUCUGUUGCGUCAGGACAGCUUCGAGGAUCAUGUGAGCCUCAAGUGUUUGGGGAAGACGGAGAAUUGGUACAAGUAUCGCAUGCAGCUGCACAACGACAUCGAGUACUCGGUGAACAUUCACCACAUGGAACGCCAGCUGACUGCCAACGAUCUCAUGGGUUUCAACAACACCGGCAACAUUUGCGUCUGGCCCUCGGAGGAAGCUCUCACCGCUCUGGUGCUGUCCGAUCUGGCGGCGUAUCGCGGCAAAUGGAUCUUGGAGCUGGGCGGUGGCUUCACCUCGUUGGCCGGCCUCAUGUUGGCCAAGUAUGCCAAACCCUAUGCGGUGCAUCUGACGGAUGGCAACGAGGUGAGCGUGGAGAAUGUCCGCAAGACUGUGUGCCUCAACGAGCUGAGUUGCUACACCAAAUGCUCGGUGCUCAAGUGGCAGGAGUCCGCAGCUCGUGCCCACGCCGAGCAGGCCAAGUUCGAGUACAUCUUGUGUGCGGAUUGUCUGUUCUUCGACGAGGCUCGCUCCGCGCUGGUCGAUACCAUCUGGUAUUAUUUGGCACCCCUUGGCAUUGCGCUCAUCAUGGCGCCGCGCCGUGGUCGCACGUUGAAUGUGUUCCGGGAUGAGUGUGUGGCACGUGGCUUCCGUGUAGAGUUGGCCACGCGCUACAACGAGACCAUCUGGCAACGGCAUCUGCAGCUCAAGACGGACUCGGCGCUCUACGAUGAGGAUCUCCACUAUCCGCUGCUCUUGCGUCUUUGCAAAUCGCACAGCUAGAGCGAUGAAGAGGAAAAGAUAGAGGGGUGCGGGGCUACUAAAAAAAAAAAAACAAACACGAGGUACAAUUAAUGGCAAUGUCAGCUGUUGGGCCAGCUGGCCUUAGAAGUAGGUUCAAUUAAAGUUUAGUCAAUGUUUUAGUUGAUAGCAAGCAAAUUCCAGUUUACACCUAAAAUAUAUAAACCUAGAAAAGCUAACUGAAAGAGGCCCCUCAAAUAAAUGCAAAAUAUUUAUUAUAAAAUAUUUAAGUGCAGGCCUGCAUAAAGAAUUCCUCCCGCAAAAUAUAGCAACAAUUUUAAAAAUUGAAAGAACUUUUAAUUAUAAAUAUAUCAAAUUGUAGUAUAUAUUAUUUUAUUAUAUUUGUAUAUUUUAACCCAUAUUGGCAACUUUAGGUUUUAUCACAAAAUUCCUUUAACAUGUAAAUUUGAUUUUCGUUAAUUCCAAAUUUAUUCUAUUUACGAUAUACACACCAAAUACUCCACUAUAUAGUUAUAAACAAUUUGUGUUACUUAAAAUGUCGCCACACAAAAAGCACAAACAACAAACAAAGAAACACUAAACAAACACAGACACACAAGUAUUACUUCAAUUUAUUUUUAACGCUGUAUAGCAUAAUUUGUAGGCUGCUUUUUGUUAGACAAAACAAAUUUUCCUUAUACUAAAGAUAUUGUUUUAGAAAUAGAGAAAAGAAAAAACCAAAACCAAAAAC